Messenger RNA from Annulohypoxylon truncatum, 1156 nucleotides. RefSeq names its product glutathione S-transferase. The transcript has 3 exons. The record is from RefSeq and is a predicted model, not a curated record. Lineage: Eukaryota; Fungi; Ascomycota; Sordariomycetes; Xylariales; Hypoxylaceae. The coding region runs from base 1 to 717 and encodes 238 amino acids.
AUGACUCAGCCUAUUCGCGUAUGGGUGCUCUUCGUUCUUGAACAUCUUCAGGUGCCGUAUGAAGUCAAGUCUAUAAGAUUUGACGAUGUCAAGAAGAAGCCUCUGACUGAUAUUAACCCAAAUGGCCGCGUUCCGGUCAUAGAGGACCCAAAUACCGGCUUAACGCUAUGGGAGUCAGGGGCUAUCAUCACUUAUAUCAUCAAGCAAUACGAUACCAAGAACCUUCUGACAUACACCAGCUUUCCGGAGGAGCAUCUUUUGAACCAGUGGCUACACUUCCAGAUGAGUGGCCAAGGCCCUUACUACGGCGCAGCUGGCUGGUUCAUUCACCUGCAUCCCGAGAAGAUUCCUUCGGCUAUUGACCGGUACACGAAACAAGUCCUUCGUGUUCUCGGCGUCUUAGAGGGCUACCUCGAGGGAAAGCAGUGGCUCGUAGGCGACAAGAUGACCUACGCUGACAUGGCCUGGGUGCCCUGGAAUGACCGGGUCGACACUUCGCUCGGCGUUCCCGAGCCGAACAAGUUCGACGGCUUCCCAAAUGUCAAGGCAUGGCAUGAGCGUAUGACUUCACUGCCAUCGUGGAAGAAGAUCAUGGAGACAAGAGCGGUGUUGAUGGAUGAGCAGGGUCUGAUGUGGAAUGGCAUGCCGAAGGGAACUAAGAACUUCCAGGAAUACGAAGCUAAGAUCAAGGCCGAAAGUGCUGCUGAAGCACAGUGACCGCACGUCUGAGCUCCCGUUUUUGUUUGCAUUGACUAGGUACUAUUGUCGAAUUCGCAAGGACUGCCUAAAAUAGGGGAAAUCAACCAAUCAUUAAGACUAGUAGGUAUUAUUAAUCUUUUUGCAGCUCAACCCAAAAUUUACAGUGAUAACCCUACCACAACAACUUUCUGUCGCCCCCGUGUGGCACUGAGGGUCCUGACGGCAUGUUAUCGUAUACAUAGUGUAAUACUUACGAUACAGCUCAAAUUUAGAUUGCUACGGAUCGUCAUGUACAAUAGUAAGUAGGUACUUAAGGGAUAUUUUCCGAGUCAUCGUCGACUAAUGUAGCAUCUUCAUCUCUUGGGUUAUAUUGGAGCAAUCCUGCCACAAAAAAAUUGGAUUAGCACUUCAUUACGAUAAGGAACUGGCUCACCAUGUACUUACCUUCCCUUGCCGA